AUGGCCAGCGCCGACGCCGCCCCAGGCGCGUCUGCCGCCGCGCCGCAGGGCGGGAUGGCGCCGCCUGCAUCGGCCAGCCAGCAGGCACAGGAUUUGCGAAACUGCGACGAGGGCGCGUCGGGGCGCUGCCAGGCCUCAGCGAGCAACGGCGACGUCGUGUCCACCAUAUCCAAGGAAGCCGCGCCGUCGUCUCACGCUGGCGACGGACCAGCGCCGCAACCCGGCGGCGGUGACGAGACUAGCGAGGGCGCCAACGGCGCACCAGGGCGGCGGCGGCGGCCGGCAGGCCCCCGGCAACCCAAGCGCCGCGACCGCCACAGAAGGCAGGACAGCGACAGCGAUCGAGAGGACAGCGGCAGCAGCGAGGGCGUCGGCGCGGCCGGUGCCAGUGGCGGCGAGGAGCGGCUGAUGUCAGUGGGGACUGCUGAGUGCACGCCGUCGGGUGCGGACUUUCCCAUGGGGGGUCGUUUGAACCGUUCGUCGUCGCCGGCGGCACAGUGGGAGGGCGCGAGGGAGGACAGCGCGGGAGGUGAGUCGGGGCGGCGGCGGCAUCAAAGCCCCAGCUUGAGGGGGAGCGGAGCGCCGUCGCGGGGCGAGGGCAGCCGGCAGGCGCCACCGGCCCCGCACGAGCCGCCAGACGCGGAUGUGAGUGCCUCUGAGCCGUCGGCGGCGGCGGUCUCUUCCUGGGCCUCGGCGGCGAUGGCGGGCACGUCUUCGGAGGACGGCGGUGGCAUGCAUGGAGGGCGCAAGGCCCGCAACGGCCUGCGGGGGGCUGCAGGGGGGCCGGCGCCUGUUGCCAAUGGGCGGCACAGCCCGGGCCCGACGCAGCCGCGCGCACAGCCAGCGGCGCAGCAGCAGCCCAAGCAGCGGCCGGCGUCGCCGGGCGCCCUGGGUAAGCAGAGCAACCCGCCGCGAUCGCCAGGGCCAGCGGCGGCCAGGACGCCCAACGGGAAGCCGCCGCCGCCGCCGAUGAACGGUAUUGUGUCUCCAGGCCGCGGCGGCGGCGGCAGCGGCGGCGCAUGCGAGCCCGGCGAGUGGGAUGGCUCCCUGCCGAUCCCCCUCACGCGCGACCUGCUGCGGCGGUUUGGCCUGGAGGUGGGGCCGCUCAACGGCGCGCUUCUGCCCGACCAGGCGCGGCUGCGCGAGCACCUGGCGCGGAUAACGCCGGAGGUGCUGCCCGAGGCGCUGCUGUGCCAGCUGGCGGCGGUUGUUGGCGGUGGCGGGGAGGACGGGGAGGCCGCGGCUGCGGUGGCUGCCGCUCUCCAGCGGCGGCAGCAGCAGCAGCAGCAGCAGCAGCAGCAGCAGCAGCAGCAGGCUGCCAAGCACGAGCACCCGCGGCAGCCGACCGACCCGCGUCAGCACCUGCACCAACAAACCAGCCCCCGCCACCACCAUCACCACCAUCACCACCACCAUCACGAGCAGCACGGCGAGCACACCCACCAUGAGCGUCUCGGAGGCGCGCGCCGCCAGGCGCCCGACUUCGAUAGUGCGAGUGUCCUGUCGGAGCGCUCCGCGCCGCCCGCGCCCGACGCGUCCAGCGCAGAGGAGGGGUGGCAGCCCGUGGUCAGCCGCCGCGCGGCCAGCCGCGCGGCGGCGGCGGCCGCGGACAGGAGCGACACGAUGUCGGACCCAGGGAC
Molecule: messenger RNA, 1640 nt
Organism: Monoraphidium neglectum
Lineage: Eukaryota; Viridiplantae; Chlorophyta; Chlorophyceae; Sphaeropleales; Selenastraceae
Exons: 1
Source: RefSeq, a predicted model, not a curated record